AUGACACUGGCUGCAUCUGACCCACGGACCGGAGCUUUAACCAAUCGCGAUGUGGACUCUAAAUAUGGAGAGUCCUUCUGGAUCCUGCCCAGUGUCAAGCCCUUCGGCACCUCCCUGGCCCGGGCCUCCCAUAAGGCCGUGGUGCAGGAGAAGGUCAUGUGGGUGGUGGGCGGCUACACCUUCAACUACAGCUCCUUCCAGAUGAUCCUCAACUACAACCUGGAGAGCGGCGCCUGGAACACAGCACCCAUCAACAGUGGCCCUCUGCCCAGAUACGGCCACUCCCUCGCUGCCUUCCAGGAUGAGAUCUACAUGUACGGGGGGAAGCUGGAGGGCGGCGCCGGGAACGUGACGGACGAGCUGUGGUCGUUCAACACGGUGACCCGGACGUGGCUGAGGAGGAGCCCGGUGCUGGCCGUCCCGGGGCCCAGCCAGAUAUACGCCGUGGAGGGUCACUCCGCACACUGCGUCCUGCUGCCGGACGGAGAGAUGGUCAUGUUGGUCGUCUUCGGAUACUCUCCCAUUUACAGCUACAUCAGCAACGUCCAGGAGUACAGCCCCAAGUCCAACACGUGGCUGGUUCCUGAGACCAAAGGUGCCAUUCCCCAGGGCGGGUACGGCCACAGCAGCACCUACGACGGCGCCAGCAGCAGCGUGUUCGUUCACGGAGGAUACAAGGCUUUACCUGCAAAUAAAUACGGCCUGGUGGACGACCUGUACCGCUACCAUGUGCACAGCAGGACCUGGUUCAUCCUAAAGGAGAGUGGCUUCCCUCGGUACCUUCACUCUGCGGUGCUGCUCAGUGGGACUCUGCUCGUCUUUGGAGGAAACACACACAACGACACGGCACUGAGCAACGGCGCCAAAUGCUUCUCUGCAGACUUCCUCGCCUACGACAUCGGACUGGCCAGUUCCUCGGCGUCAGCACCGGACAGCAACCCCAGGUCAGACUCCUGUACAGAACUGGACAGAUUCAAAGAGUCAUCACAGUGA
Molecule: messenger RNA, 993 nt
Organism: Knipowitschia caucasica
Lineage: Eukaryota; Metazoa; Chordata; Actinopteri; Gobiiformes; Gobiidae
Source: the annotation of a GenBank genome assembly